AUGAUCUUCUAUUUUGGCAAACUGGACGGGCGACUGCAAGAAGAGACUGAAGAGAAGAUAUUCAUGCGUCAGAAAAUCCAAUAUAAAGACAUGGAGAUGGAUGUGAUGAAAGACGUGAUCAACAAGUCCAGGGACCGGAAGAUCAAUCUGAAGCUGCAGGUUCAGGAGGUUCAGGCCCGACUCCGAACAGAAGAAGAGGCCAACAGAGUGGUCUCUGCUGAAGUCCAGUGCGUUAAAACAAAAGCUGAUGAAAACAGAAGAGGACUGCUCUUUGUUGGCAGUAAAGUCUCAAAAUCUAAAGAAAGCAGAGGAAGAGCGCUCCCUGCAGUGCUGGAGGAGAAGUGGUUGGCCAUGGAGCUGAAGUUGGAGAAGAAGCAUUGA
Messenger RNA from Knipowitschia caucasica, 381 nucleotides. The record is from the annotation of a GenBank genome assembly. NCBI's taxonomy places the organism in Eukaryota, Metazoa, Chordata, Actinopteri, Gobiiformes, Gobiidae.